Messenger RNA from Symbiodinium sp. CCMP2456, 207 nucleotides. NCBI's taxonomy places the organism in Eukaryota, Dinophyceae, Suessiales, Symbiodiniaceae. The record is from the annotation of a GenBank genome assembly.
GCGCGGAUCAUCGACGCCUGGUUCGGCCAGUGGGCUCCCGAGGCGCUCAAGCACCCACGGUUUGCAGACUUCGCCACCGGCAUCCGCGUGGUGGAAGACGUGUCUGAGACCAGAGCGCUUCAGGCGCGGCUCCAGUGCGCAGGCUUGGGCAGCUUUCUGGAGCUGCGGCGGACUCCCCUGGAGAUCCUGGGUCUGCUUCCAAAGGAG